Molecule: messenger RNA, 1529 nt
Organism: Ilex paraguariensis (yerba mate)
Lineage: Eukaryota; Viridiplantae; Streptophyta; Magnoliopsida; Aquifoliales; Aquifoliaceae
Source: the annotation of a GenBank genome assembly
AUGCAAGCUUCAAUUAUGGCGCUUUCAGAGACCAGAAGACUUGUGGGCUAUCCACUCCCAGCCGGUCUUCCCAAGGCCUCACAAGAAGGACAGCUCUUCUUGGCUAGCAAUACAAAAGUUAUAACAGUUUGUUUUCAUUUACUUACUAAGCUCUUAGUGCCUUUUAGAGACAUCACUGCAACUGGCAAAAGAAUUGGACUAAAUGAUUUCAACCCCAUACGUCCUUUGGGAUGCGGAGAUACUGGCAGUGUUCAUCUGGUGGAACUGAAAGGUACAGGUGAACUGUAUGCUAUGAAGGCUAUGGAUAAAUCCAUGAUAUUGAAUCGUAACAAGGUCUGAAUGAUAAAACGAGUCGUAACUUACAUUUUCCAGAUAUUAAUUUUAUUUUGCCUAGACAGUAUUGUUCCUACCUAAGGUAUUUCUUGAUGAUUGAUGUCAUUGCAUCUGACCAGUAUAAAAGUGAAUGCAAGUUAGAAACUGAAUCAAGGUUGUCACUGAGCUUUUCACUCUGUGUGUAUGUGUGUGUGUAAUCUUUUCUAUAUUACAAUUGUUGCAAUGUGAAUGACAUUUCUCAAAGUAGAAGUAUGGUUUUGUGCACACUAAGCACUUGGUAACUGAAAGCAUCAUGUAUACAUUAUCAAGUUAUAUAAAACUUUGCCAUUUUUUUCAGUCUUCUGGUACGAGUCAGAUUGGAUUAUGUCGAAUAAUUGGACAUAGUCCUUGGUUCUUAAGACAACGAUUUGGUACAAAUGCAUUAUGAACCGGAGUGCACACUAUUAACUAGAACCAUUAAAAAAUUUAUAUAGUGCACACUUUGGACUCGGUGUAAUCAAGUUUCCGGUGCUGUUUUGUGUGUUUCCUUGUGCUUUUGGAGGAAAAGGUGUUUUGGUAUUCUCAGAUUUGCUGCAACUAGCAUGUAAUUUUUUUUCAUGUAUUUUAUUUCUGGGCAACUUAUAGCCAAAAACUUAGACCAAGCUUGCAUAUAAGCAUUGAAGAAACUACAUACAUAGAAGAAUAGAAAGAGAAAAGAAGUCUGCAACUCUAUUAUUCUAUGAUCAUAAAAACGAGCUGACAUAUAUAAAUCUACUACAAGAGAAGGACUAUGGUGCCCCUAAUGAUAAAUUGAUAUAAAUACAAAAAAUUUUUUAACACCCCUUCUUAAACUCAUGGAUACUAGAAAGUAUUGAGAGUUUUGCUAAGAAGAAAAUGAAAAUGUAGCUUAUUGUAAGACUUCGUGAAAAUGUCGGUUAAUUGCAUAGUAGAAGAAACAAAAACAAAUAAAUAGUUCCAAGUUGAAGAUGGUAAUAGUCAAUCUUGAUAUACUUGGAUCCCUUAUUGGAAAUAGAAUUGUGUGCAAUCUGAAUGACAUUCUUGUUUUCAAAGUACAAGAAGGUGAUAUAUCUGUGUCGAGCACCAACGCUCCUCAAACUUGUGUCAAAUACUCUUUUAUCCGUCUCUAUAAUUAAAUAAUAAAAUAUUAAUUUCAGACGCGUGUCUGACAUUUCUUUGGACUAUGUCCACUAUUAAAC